GUCAGGCGCAUUUAAUCCCAAACUAUAAAACACAACCGAAUAAAUUCACUUCUGUCUGCAGGCUAGUCUCUAAAUAAAUGCUGUAUUUGUUUGAACAGACUUUUUUCUUGAAUUGACCUCAUGAAGCAGAUAUUCAGAGGGUUUUUCGUUGCAGGCAGCAGCAGAGAUCUGAACACUCCCUGCUUUCCCUGUUGGCGCUGAACCGUGAAUCCUCUGUUCACUAAAAUCCACACAUUCAUCCGCUGCAGUCGAUAAUUCAGAGCUUUUUUUUCCUCACAUGCCAAAUCUUCCUGAACCAAAAAAAUCAAAGAUACUUACCUUCCAGAGGAGACAACAGUCAGGCAGCAUCUUUAACUUUAAAUAAUCUGGAAUUUGGAGCAUAAAUGAGACAGAAUACUUCUUGAAACAAAGCUCUUGGAAGGGAUGAAAAUGCUCCUUCAUUUCAGGGUUAUUAUUUCAUAGCUUAUGCUCCUGUUUAAAUGCAAUUAGACGUUCUAUUGUUUUAAAUCUAUAAAACUCUUUUUUGUGAAAUACACAGCAUCGAUUUGAGCUUUCCGGGAACUCCCUUCACAUUCUUAACACUUGAUAUUUGGAAAAAAAAGAACUCAGGUGGACACAGUUGAAAAAAGAGGCAAGCCAAUCAGAUUGCGCCUUCCCCCUUUGGCCAAUGACAGACGCCACAUUGUUGUCAAAUUUGUCUAAUGAAAACGUAGGAGCAACAAUAGAGAGAGGAGAGAGGAUCUGUAUCACUGACAAUCUCUGGAGGAAGUUAGUGUCUCAGGCUGCGGCGGGAACAGCUCAGCUCCUCCCGGACAGACUCGCCUCAUCUCGGGUAGGAAUGAUCGCUGUGCUCGGAUUUAAAGUCGUCUGCUUCUAGUCACACUUUGGUUUCUGCUGCUCACCACUUCUGGGACAGUUUCGAUCCGUUUUUUAUUAAUAGAAAUAAGUGACUUCAGCUGCAGCCCAGAGAUGUUGAGCCCCGCGGAGCAGAUGUGAUCAGCUCAGCAGCAGUUCCACCGAAACAGAUCGUUCGUUCAUCGUCGUUUUCUUCUGUAAAGUUUUAGUUCUGUCAGUGAAGAACACGGAAAUGGAUCUGAGACCGGAGCUCCCCACCGUCUCCUCGGCCUCUCAAGUCCACCCCGGAGCGGCAGCAGCGGCCGCGGCGGCCUCCAUCCCGGUGUCCAUGGCCGGGAACCUGCUGCGCGGCCCUCCGCUCAUCCUGCGCGCCGCGGACAAGUACCCGCGCACUCCCAAGUGUGCGCGCUGCAGGAACCACGGCGUGGUGUCCGCGCUGAAGGGCCACAAGCGCUACUGCCGCUGGAAGGACUGUAUGUGCGCAAAGUGCACCCUGAUCGCGGAGAGGCAGCGGGUGAUGGCCGCCCAGGUGGCGCUGAGGCGGCAGCAGGCGCAGGAGGAGAACGAAGCCCGGGAGCUGCAGCUGCUGUACGGCACCGCGGAGGGGCUGGCCCUGGCCGCCGCCAACGGCAUCAUCCCGCCGCGUCCCAACUACGAGGUGUUCGGUUCCGUCAACAGCGAGAGCAACUCAGAUUCGAGCAUCCAGAAGUACGAGCUGUUUCCAAAGAGCCAGCUGUCCGGCUCCGCCACCCCGCAGCAGUCCGCGGGGAAACCGGCGUCCACCGAGAGUGACUCAGCUCCGGGCAUCUCCUCCCCGGACGGCCGGCACGGAGGCUCGGGCUCAGAGAACGGAGACAGCGAAUCGUUCAUCAGCUCUCCGGUGUCGAAGCCGUUAAAGGACGGAGAGGAGACUCCCGGCUCCGUCAGCUCCCUCGGCUCGGACUCCGGCUCCGAGACCGACAAAGACGAGCAGGAGCCGUCUCCUUCCUCCGCGGCCUCCCGCCACAUGAACGCCAUCGACAUCCUGACCCGAGUGUUUCCGAGCCACAAGCGCAGCGUGCUGGAGCUCGUCCUGCAGGGCUGCGGGAAAGACGUGGUUCAGGCCAUCGAGCAGAUCCUCAAUAACAGCGGCGCUCAGGGCGCCAACAAGGCCGGGCCCGAGGAGACGUGGACGGCGGAGAGGAUGCUCCAAAACGCGCAGCAGCCUCCUCCGUCCUCAGCCACCACCACUGCCCCGACCAGGCCUAUGCUGCCCGGAGCCAUGACGCUGAGUAACCGCUCUGCGUUCUCUCCCCUGCAGCCAAACGCCCCGCACUUCGGCGCAGACCCCAGCACCUACCCCCUGGGCACCCACCUGGGACUGAACCCGCUGCGGCUGGCCUACUCAGCGCACAGCCGGGGACUGGCUUUCAUGACGCCCUACUCCACCACCGGCCUGAUGCCCACCCUGGGCUUCAGACCCCCGAUGGACUACGCGUUUAGCGACCUGAUACGGGACAGGACGAUGUUACACAAGGAGCAGGGCUACGCCAGCGGCCUGUACGGGCCUCUGGUGAACAACACGCCGGACAAACAGUGAGGCGGCCGGCUGCGCUCAGAGACACAUUCCGCUGUAUUUGUAGCCACAAGUGUUGAAAAUCAGUGACGUAUUUUGGCUACAAGAUGCUGUACAUAAUAGGAUUAUCUGGCUUGUAGUCAAAUGGUCUGAGAGGGAAAAAACUAAACUCACUGAUGUGUAAUUUUCAAAAAUAAUUUUAUAUGUUAGGCUACAAAAAAGUUUGGAUGACAUCCCCCAUGUAUCAGUGAAAUAACCGAAAUUUAUUUAUAGAAUCCAAAAAUAAAUCACGAUCAGUCUGGAAAAUAAAAAAAAUUAAACCCAGACAAAAAGGUAAAAACUACACACAUGAUUUUAUUACAGAUUUCUAUGUCAAAUCUGUACCGAAGAAAUUAUUUAUCAGAGGGUUUUGGCUGUUGAAAGCCCUUCAGAUUUUACAGCUGGUUGGUAAAUGCAUUUUCUUCUCUCUCUCUCUCACACACACGGGAUAUUAAACACAGAAAAAUUUAAGUUAUUAAAUAAAACAUGUAGCUUCUAAGGAUGUUAACCUCAUUCCCUGCUGUAAAAGUUGAACUAAUGCUGUGUAAAUGCCAUUCAUUUUUUUCCUUAUGUAUUUUUUCCAGUUAUCUCACUCUUUUUUUUAGUUUGUUUCCAACUUGCCUGUAUUAUAUAUUGCAUUUGGUAAUAUGAAAUGCUAUGCUAUAUUUGACUUUUCAUUUAUCCGUUAGUCAGCUCCAAUAUUUUGUGACAACGUGCUGGAUCAAGUCAGUUCUUCUUCAAAUGUUACAAGCUGUGCUGUCACAUUGUAUGAAUAUUCUGAAAAUAAAUGUUAUUUUAAAGAAAACGGUGGAAACCCAUAAA
Messenger RNA from Amphiprion ocellaris (clown anemonefish), 3271 nucleotides. It is a transcript of the gene dmrta2, whose product is annotated as DMRT-like family A2. The record is from RefSeq and is a predicted model, not a curated record. The transcript is spliced from 2 exons. Gene Ontology annotation, biological process: sex differentiation; regulation of transcription by RNA polymerase II; germ cell development. The coding region runs from base 1088 to 2434 and encodes 448 amino acids. Gene Ontology annotation, cellular component: nucleus. NCBI's taxonomy places the organism in Eukaryota, Metazoa, Chordata, Actinopteri, Pomacentridae. Gene Ontology annotation, molecular function: protein binding; DNA-binding transcription factor activity, RNA polymerase II-specific; RNA polymerase II cis-regulatory region sequence-specific DNA binding.